CAGUAUUAAAUUCUUGAAAGAGGUUUAAGCUUAGCCGCCCGCUAAUGGAGUUGUCGAAGCACAGAGCAACAGCAUCAAUGGCGGUCGAUUCAGUUCCAGUUCUUCCUCCUGAGUUAAUAUCCGAAAUACUCACAAGGCUACCUGUGAAAACCUUGCUGAAAAUGAGGUGUGUUUCAAAAUCUAUGCUUUCUCUAAUCUCUAAUCCCCAAUUCAUCAAAACCCAUCUCAAAUUUUCAAUCAAUAAUCAGCAAUUUACUUACCAUAAGCUUCUUUUUCGAAAUUUCGACGAUGAAAAUAGCUUGAGUUACUACACUUUCUCAUUAUUUCCAAUACCCAUUUGUGUAAAACCUCAACGUAUCCCUACUGAGCUUGAUUUCUCUUGUGAAGAUUUAUUUGGUGAUAGAUAUCGAAUUUUGGGUUCCUGUGAUGGAUUGAUUUGUAUUUCUCGUGAUAUUUUAGAUCUGUUUCUAUGGAAUCCCACUACUAGAAAGUUGAAGAAAUUGCCCUCUUCUGGAAUUAAUGUGAGUUGUGAACAUGAUGUUGAUUUUUCUUAUGGAUUUGGUUGUUGUACUGAUACUGAUCAGUGUCGAAUUGAUUACAGAAUCGUAGAAAUUGUGCGAAAAGAACAUAGUUGUAUUAAUCGUUAUUAUGUUAGUGUUUAUAGUCUAAGAAGUGAUUCUUGGAAAAGAAUCGAAGAGUAUCCGAGCAUUGUGUUUAGGGAUCAUUCUGGUAAGUUUGUGAAUGGGAAACUUCAUUGGAGUGCAGAGGAUCGUGUGAGUGAUAAUAAAUCGACAUUUUUUAUUUCUUCCUUUGAUCUGGUAAAUGAAACAUUUGGAAAUGUAGCAUUGCCUGGUCCAGAAGGUGAGUUUUUUGAUCGCGAAGUAGGGUGUUCAGGAGGUAAAUUGUGUUUGUUUUGUUACUUUGAGAACAAGACUGAUGUGUGGGUAAUGAAGGAGUAUGAUGUUGUAGAGUCGUGGACCAAGAUAGCUUCGAUCCCUACAAAAGAUUACGAGGCUUGGCCAAUUUUCAUCUCCCGAGAUGAUGAAAUUUUAGUGCAUGAAUCUAGAAGUUUAGUGUGGUUUAAUUCAAGAGAUAACACUUUCACGCGUCCUGAGGUUAGGAUACGUUGUGAUGCUGCAAACAAUCUUGGUUUAUACAAUGAAAGUCUUGUUUCUCCAUUUUUUUUGGAGGAACCUAUCGAUCAAUGAGUGAAAAAGGAUGAAGACUGUGCUAUGGUCUUCGAGCUCUCGUGCAUAAUGAAGAACUUGCAAGAAGAGGUGAACAAACUUGAAGCAUGACACGUUGUGAUGCUGCAAACAAUCUUGGUUUAUACAAUGAAAGUCUUGUUUCUCCAUACUUUUUGGAGGAACCUAUUGAUCAAUGAGUGAAAAAGGAUGGAGAUUGUGCUAUGGUCUUCGAGGUCUCGUGCAUAAUGAAGAACUUGCAAGAAGAGGUGAACAAACUUGAAGCAUGACACUUUGUGAUUCUGCAAACAAUCUUGGUUUAUACAAUGGAAGUUGUUUCUCCAUACUUUUUGGAGGAACCUAUCGAUCAAUGAGUGAAAAAGGAUGGAGAUUGUGCUAUGGUCUUCGAGGUCUCGUGCAUAAUGAAGAACUUGCAAGAAGAGGUGAACAAACUUGAAGCAAUUUGUGAUUCUGCAAACAAUCUUGGUUUAUACAAUAGAAGUCUUGUUUCUCCAUACUUUUUGGAGGAACCUAUCGAUCAAUGAGUGAAAAAAGGAUGGAGAUUGUGCUAUGGUCUUCGAGGUCUCGUGCAUAAUGAAGAACUUGCAAGAAAAGGUGAACAAACUUGAACUUUGAAGCAUGACGUAGUCAACAUAAAGUUUUGGUUAGAGGUGGAAAACUAGUAUUUCUUGUUCUAAAUUUUUCUAUCUAAACGAUGUCAAUGGUACUUGCUUUGAUCGAAGAUCUUCUCCAGGUAAUUUCUUUUUUGUUGCUUUUGUAUCACAAAACUUGUCAUGGUGGGAAAAAAACUCGAAAGGCUUGAUCAUGUUAAGAAUUUACUAUGAAUCGAAUUCUCUCUUUAUGCAAUUAUGUAUUAAGAAUCUCUCCAUAUAUACCCAUUGAGCUUGAUAUUCCUUGUAAAGACUCAUUUGCUGACUAUAAAGUUGUGGAUGUUCGGAGUGUGAA
This is a messenger RNA of Solanum tuberosum (potato), 2150 nucleotides long. RefSeq names its product F-box/kelch-repeat protein At3g23880-like. Gene Ontology annotation, molecular function: protein binding. Bases 45 to 1208 code for a protein of 387 amino acids. The record is from RefSeq and is a predicted model, not a curated record. The transcript has a single exon. Lineage: Eukaryota; Viridiplantae; Streptophyta; Magnoliopsida; Solanales; Solanaceae.